AUGGGGGACGGCGGUGUGGGAGAACCAGGACCCAUGCUGCGACUCGUUCCUGGCGCUCUCCGAGGAGAUGAGGCGGGUCUUCGAUCGGGCCGUCGCAGGACGGGAGGCGGCCAGGAGGCUGGCGGAGUUACGCCAGAGGGAGAGAGGGAGAUCUACGCCCUGGAUCUGCCCCCCUCUCUUAAUGGACUCAUUGAUCUAGCGUUACGGGUGGAUGCCCGCCUCACUCGGAUGGAGAGGAGGGGGCUGUUCAACACCCCAUCCAGGGGCCCGGCGGACGGGCGAUUCAGUGGCGGAGACGUGGUCAGCCCCACCUACGAUCACGAGCCCAUGCAGCUCAUCAGCGCAGAUGCAGAUUGUGUCACAUUACUCUUUACAUCAACACAGAGAAUCCCAUUCAGCGGUCAAAUCCAGGGAGGCCUGCAGAAUGGGAAGAGCAUCAUCUUGAGCGGACGGGUUUUACCAGGGGCUAACAGAUUUCAUGUGAACUUUCAAUGUGGUUCUCAUUCCGGGGCUAAUAUUGCUCUGUACUUUAACCCACGCUAUGAGAGCACUGGGUAUGUAGUGCUCAACAGCUUCCAGAACAUGAACUGGGGCUCAGAGGAGCGCAAACAUGAAUCUCCCUUUCCCCAAGGCCAAACAUUCACCCUCCAGAUCCUCGUUGAGCAGGACGAAUACAAGAUAUCUACUAAUGGGAGACACUUCAUGGACUAUAGACACCGCGUUCCAUACUCUAAUGUGGACAUCAUCUCGGUGGAUGGAAUGGUGGAGUUGAACUCUAUUGUCUUCCAGAAUCCUGCGGCUUAUACAGCACCUCAAGCAGCAUUUCAGCCCCAGUAUGCUGCACCUCCAGGAUGUGGGUUCCCGGCAUACCCAGCUGCACCUAACUAUACUAUCCCGUACAAAACCGUCAUCAACGGUGGACUUCACCAUGGCAAAAACAUUGUCAUCCAUGGAGUUAUCAAUCCCAAUGCUAACAGGUCAGACAUCAGAUGA
Molecule: messenger RNA, 993 nt
Organism: Carassius auratus (goldfish)
Lineage: Eukaryota; Metazoa; Chordata; Actinopteri; Cypriniformes; Cyprinidae
Product: galectin-9-like
Exons: 9
Coding region: 1-993 (330 amino acids)
Biological process (GO): positive regulation of gene expression; negative regulation of type II interferon production; negative regulation of CD4-positive, alpha-beta T cell proliferation
Cellular component (GO): cytosol; nucleus
Molecular function (GO): carbohydrate binding; galactoside binding
Source: RefSeq, a predicted model, not a curated record